AUGGCGCCCGCCGCCGAGGUCAUCGACGCGUGUCGCCGCUGCGAGGACGGGGGCGCCGAGACGGACGGAGGUGCCGAGUCAACCUCCCCAUCCCCGUUCGGCGACGCCGCGCAGGACGCGCUGCAUCGAUGCGUCACCCACCCCAUCGCGACGUCGCACCCGCCGGACAGGGAAUACGUCGCCCGGCUGCUGAAGCUCGCGACGCUCGAGGCGGAGCGCUCGGGGCGCGAGCUCUCCGAUCGCGUCGGCGACCUGGUGACGCGAACAUUCACCCGAUGCGACGGCGCGGACGAGGAGGCGGGGUGGUGCCACAAGACGUACGUGUACAGGCAUCCGACGUCCGACGCCGAGCGGCGGCCCGAUCGCGACGACGUUAACGUUAAUGUUAACGUUAACGACGACGACGACGACGACGACGACGACAUUCGCGACGCGCCCUCGGUCUCGUUCCGGAUGCACCGGAACCUGUUCGAGGGUGGGACGGGAUGCCACGAGUGGCACGCGGCAAUAUACCUCGCCGAGCUCGCGCUGACGCAUCCGAAGCUGUUCGAACACAGGCGCGUGGUGGAGCUCGGGUCCGGAUGCGGGGUCGCCGCGACGGUGAUGGCGAGGGGGGGAGCGGCAUGCGGGGUGCGCGGUGGGUCGGGCCCAGUCGGGGCGCCCAGUCGGCUGGUCCUCACCGACGCCGACGCCGGAGCGCUCGCGAACCUCGAGAGAAACCUCGCCGCAAACGACGUUCGAGUCGAACGAUACGAAUCCAACGACGAAUCGAACGACGACGAGUCGAACGAGCUGUCAAACGACGACGACGACGACGUUCGCGCCUGUUCCGUGCGUACCGCGAGGCUCAACUGGGAAGAUUUGGAAGCCGGCGAUUACUUCGGAGGAGGCGGGUCUCGACCUAGAGUCGACCUCGUCGUCGCGUCCGACGUGUUGUACGAUCCGCUCAACGUGACGCCGCUGCUGAACGCGUGCGAGCGCAUCCUCGGGGAUCGGGACGGGGACGGAGAGUCGGCACCCCCGGGGACAAUCCCCGGGGACGGAGAGUGGGCACCCCGGCCGUGGCACGAGGACGCGAUGAGUCGCCCGAGCGCGAUUUUCGUCACGACGCUUCGGCAGCCGGAGACGCUGGCGCUGUUCGAACGCGUCGCCGCCGAGCGUGGGUUCGAGCCGCGGGACGUGACCGCGGAGGUGACGUGA
This is a messenger RNA of Micromonas commoda, 1200 nucleotides long. RefSeq lists its product with no specific name. The transcript has 2 exons. NCBI's taxonomy places the organism in Eukaryota, Viridiplantae, Chlorophyta, Mamiellophyceae, Mamiellales, Mamiellaceae. The record is from RefSeq and is a predicted model, not a curated record. The coding region runs from base 1 to 1200 and encodes 399 amino acids.